Molecule: messenger RNA, 864 nt
Organism: Mesitornis unicolor (brown roatelo)
Lineage: Eukaryota; Metazoa; Chordata; Aves; Mesitornithiformes; Mesitornithidae
Product: probable G-protein coupled receptor 141
Exons: 1
Coding region: 1-864 (287 amino acids)
Cellular component (GO): membrane
Molecular function (GO): oxysterol binding; G protein-coupled receptor activity
Source: RefSeq, a predicted model, not a curated record
AUGCCUAACAGCAGCGUAACUCAGCAGAACCAUUCCUCCAGUGAGAUGCUGCCGGACACCUCAGAGAGACUCCGCACAGUUCUCAUAGUCCUGUACAUCAUCGACUUGGCUGGUGGCACCCUCGGGGUCAUCAUGAUGUCCCAUCAGUUGUUUCAAAGGAGAUCACAAUCUGUGAUGACUAUUAUCAUCAUCAACCUCCUGGUGCUGCACACCUUUAUGCUCCUCAGCAUCCCCUUCUGCCUUAGCUAUUACAUUUUAUGGGAAUGGAAAGUUGGGAUGUUUCCCUGCAAGCUAGCAAGAGCCAUCAUCUCCCUCCACAUGUACACGACCUUUGCAUUUUACAUGGCUAUCAUCAUAAUUCACCUCUUCCGGCUCGAGUUGAACAAGUGCUACACUGCAACCUGGGUGGCUACCAUCUGGCUGGUGGGAGUGCUGGUCGUCACACCUGUUUUCCUCUUGUACUAUGACACCGCUGAGAUACACCACAGCUCCAAAUGUUUUCAGUUCCAGAAGGAAAUACGAGAGGUGACCAUGGUGAUAGUAAACUACUGCUUGGUUGGGACUCUGGUGGCCAUUUGUGCUGUGCUCACCGUUAUCGAGUUGUCUGUGAUCUGUAGACUGGCUGCGAAAUACUGGCCUGACAUCAACUCCCAUGUGGAAUUCAGGGCUCAGGCACUGAGUUUCUUCUUCAUCUUAGUAACAUUAGUGUGCUUUAUGCCUCAUUAUGUAUUCAGAGUAUAUUACAUCCAAAACGGCCACCUGGAUAAAGACCAUAAACUACUUCUAUACAACGAAAUUUUUUUAGCUUUAACAGCAAUGUGCUGCUUGGAUAUGUUGUGCUUCAUAGCAGGAAUUGCCCGCUAA